AUGCUCUCCUUGACGCUCCAUCUUCUCGUUGCGCUUGCAGCCGCAGCCGCCGGAGCCGCCUCUCCGGAACAAUCCAUGGGCUUUGCCUGCGGCGCGGGCAUGCCUUCCAAUCAGCUGAUCGCAGCUCACGAAUUUUAUUCCCAACACAAGGGUGCCGCCCGUCGCAGCCAAGGCCCGCCAAAGGUCAAGGUUGCCGUAUGGCUUCACGUCAUCGCAUCAUCCGUCAAAAGCGAAACGGGCAGGAUGACGAUCAACACGAUGAAAAAACAGUUGGCACUUCUCAACAGCGACUUUGCCAAGACCGGUUUCUCCUUCUACCUCAAGGCUUUCGAUCGGACCUUUAAUCAUCGGUGGGCGCAAGGGUUGGACAAGCCUACCAUGAAGAGCGCCCUCCACAAGGGAAAGAUGGACACUCUAAACGUCUACGUCGUCGAGCGGGUAGAGUACAACAGUUCGGCCAUCGUGGGCGAAUGCGCGCUGCCCAGCCAUGGCCUCGGAUACCGAGACGGCAUAGUCAUCAACGUGAGCACCGUUCCUAGGGGCCGCGACAACAGGAAUCGCAUCAGAUUCGGGCGGACCCUCACGCACGAGACUGGCCACUGGCUUGGCCUGCUGCAUCCGUUUCACGCUCAACAAUGCGGCGUCGACGGCGAUUACGUCGACGAUACUCCGCCUCAAGCGCAUCCCUCUCGCGAGUGCGGCCAAUCGUCCAGCUGCACCGGACCCGAGACGGCCGUCGUCGAUAACAUUAUGGAUUAUUACCCAGAGUCCGUUGCCCCGAUUCGAGCCGGGACGAAGAGACGAGGCUGA
This is a messenger RNA of Drechmeria coniospora, 810 nucleotides long. RefSeq lists its product as uncharacterized. The record is from RefSeq and is a predicted model, not a curated record. The transcript has 2 exons. Bases 1 to 810 code for a protein of 269 amino acids. Gene Ontology annotation, molecular function: metallopeptidase activity. NCBI's taxonomy places the organism in Eukaryota, Fungi, Ascomycota, Sordariomycetes, Hypocreales, Ophiocordycipitaceae.